Doryrhamphus excisus (bluestripe pipefish) is the source of this 3743-nucleotide messenger RNA. RefSeq names its product amyloid beta (A4) precursor protein-binding, family A, member 1a (gene apba1a). Gene Ontology annotation, molecular function: protein binding; amyloid-beta binding. The record is from RefSeq and is a predicted model, not a curated record. Gene Ontology annotation, cellular component: cytoplasm; dendritic spine; plasma membrane. Lineage: Eukaryota; Metazoa; Chordata; Actinopteri; Syngnathiformes; Syngnathidae. Gene Ontology annotation, biological process: chemical synaptic transmission.
AGGGAAGAUGGAGGAUGAUGAUGUUCUGCUCAGAAGAAUUCAACCUGCAGCAUCAUCGCAGCUAAUACAAACCGAUGGAAGCUAAUACAAGCUAAUAGCAGCCAAACGAAGCUAAUGGAAGCUAACAGCAGCUAAACGAAGCUAGUAGCAGCAAAGUAGGUCUUGAAAAAUGUUGGAUUGUUAAAAGAAUGGCCGCCCCAACCAACAUCAGACAGCCAUGAAUCCCCAGGAGACAGAGCUCGGCAAGGAUCUUAAGCCGGAGUCCAAUGCGCCGCCUUGCCAUCGUCACAACAGCAGAUCCCACAGUCACCCCAACCAAGAAAAAACACCCCCGCGUUGUGACACGCCAACUGAAGGAAGUGGCAUCUGCGGAGCCUCCGGUGAGCCUUCGCUACACGCACCACGAGAGCAAGACAUGGAGAUGCAACAUGGGGCAAAGUCUCUGCCGGCCCAGCAGCCCAUUCCCCGCCCUGCGGUGACACGUUACCGCAGACAGGGAGACAGUGAGGCCCGCGUUCGAGCCCAGCAGCAAAGGUACAGACAGAGACAGCAGAGAGAGAUGGAGAGAGCACAACUCUUAGCACAAGAGGCGCGGCACGCCGAUACGUCCCAGGAAGAUGAUCGAGAGAGGGAUGAUUCAGUAUUAGCCCGCUCCGCGAGCACGGAGAGCGGUUUUCACACCCAUACAGACCGAGCCGAGGGCGAUGAUAGCUUGUUAAUGGCGUCGCUGGAGGACGAGACGAUGAACUACGGGGUUCCGCUGCGUCCCGAGGCAGAGGGCUACGCCGAGAGAUCAGAGUCUGAACAACAAGUUCUCCAUCAGCAUUCAAACUACCCGCGCCAACUGGCACCUCGACCGUAUGACCCGCAGUCUGACUCCCAGACACACGAGGACUCCGAUGCGACGUCGACUCUGGGGUACUCCAACUACAUUUAUACUCAAUCUCCCAACUUCUCUGGAGGAAACCUGGAUAAUUUGGAUGCAGAAGUUGCAGAAGAAGCAUACUCGGAGCCGUAUGACAUCUACUCGCUCUCUGAGCACGUGUAUGAAGAAAUCUGUGACGCUCCUACGCUGGUUUCUUCGGCAGCAGACGCAGGAGCCGAGGACAGAGAGUCGCUCCAGCAGAGAAGGGCUAACUUUCGUCUACUGGAUGGUCCGGCCGCAGGAGGCGACUACCACCAGCAAGAGGCUGUGGGCUCCCGUCUGCGGCACUAUGACGAGCGCUCAGACGGGGAGUCUGACAGUCCAGAAAAAGAGGCGGAAUUCGCCCCAUACCCUCGUGCUGACAGCUGCGAGCAGGACGAAGACGUGGAUGGCCACGUGGCCGAGGUCAAGGAAAGCUCUACAAGUCUUCAACGUAUUACCGAAGAUGCCGUCGACGAAGAAAAUGAAUGUGUGCAAGCUGACAUGCUCCAAUCAGAUGACCACACCCAUUCCGAUAAAAGUGCCACAGAUGCUAAGCAGAAACAGCAUGCUAAAAAAAGGACUUUGAGUCCAUCAGAGGAGACGGCAGUCUCAGCACUUGGGAAUAGUCAGGAGAAGCGGGAUGCUAUAUCUUUGGCCAUCAAGGACAUCAAGGAGGCAAUCGAGGAGGUGAAGACCAGAGCGGUGAGAUCUCCUUACACUCCCGAUGAACCCAAGGAGCCAAUUUGGGUCAUGAGGCAAGACCUCAGCCCCACUACAGAGUGUGACCUGCAAACGUCGCUUGGAGGAGAAUCUCCUGGUUCUGGUUCUCCUUCUCCUCCUGGAGCCGAAUCAGCCAGCAGACUUCUACUAGCAGACGACAGUUUUGAAUUGUCCCCCUCCAGUAAAGAGUCCAGAAGAAGUCUUGCAUCCUUCCCCACGUAUGUUGAAGUCCCAGGCCCGUGUGACCCGGAGGACCUGAUCGAUGGCAUAAUCUUUGCAGCCAACUACCUGGGGUCCACUCAGUUGCUGUCAGACAAGACGCCCUCAAAGAACAUUCGCAUGAUGCAGGCGCAGGAGGCCGUCAGUCGCAUCAAGACGGCCCAGAAAAUAGCCCAGAACAGAAAAAAGGCACCUGAAGACGAGGCCCAGCCCAUGACGGAGGUCGAUCUCUUCAUCUCCACCCAGAGAAUUAAAGUACUGAAUGCAGAUUCUCAGGAGACCAUGAUGGACCAUCCUCUGCGGACCAUUUCCUACAUUGCAGACAUCGGCAACAUUGUGGUUCUGAUGGCCCGGCGUCGAAUGCCUCGGCAGGAUUCUCAAGAACACAUGGAGGCCUCCGAGCCAGAGUCCGACACCAAGCGUCAGUACAAGAUGAUAUGUCACGUCUUUGAAUCUGAGGAUGCCCAGCUUAUUGCCCAGUCUAUUGGGCAGGCCUUCAGUGUGGCUUACCAGGAGUUCUUGAGGGCCAACGGCAUUAACCCUGAGGACCUGAGCCAGAAGGAAUACAGUGACCUGCUCAACACACAGGACAUGUACAAUGAUGACCUCAUUCACUUCUCCAAGUCGGAGAACUGCAAAGAUGUGUUCAUGGAAAAAGCUAAAGGUGAGAUUGUCGGUGUCGUCAUCGUGGAGAGCGGCUGGGGUUCCAUCCUGCCGACUGUCAUCAUUGCCAACAUGAUGCAUGGCGGCCCGGCAGAGAGGUCGGGGAGACUGAACAUAGGUGAUCAGAUCAUGUCCAUCAACGGUACCAGUUUGGUGGGUCUGCCGCUGUCCACCUGUCAGAGUAUCAUUAAGGGUCUCAAAAACCAGUCCCGCAUCAAGAUGAACGUGGUGCGAUGUCCUCCGGUGACCACGGUGCUCAUCAGGCGACCAGACCUCCGCUAUCAGCUGGGCUUCAGUGUCCAGAACGGCAUUAUCUGUAGUCUCAUGCGUGGCGGGAUUGCCGAAAGGGGCGGAGUUAGAGUGGGUCACCGCAUCAUUGAGAUCAACAGCCAGAGCGUUGUGGCCACACCCCAUGAAAAGAUUGUUCAUAUCCUGUCCAAUGCGGUGGGAGAGAUCCACAUGAAGACAAUGCCUGCAGCUAUGUACCGCCUGCUCACGGCCCAGGAACAGCCCGUUUACAUUUAAAUAGCUGAUGAAAAGGUGGGUUUGAAACUUCCUUUUACCACUUCCCCAACCUGCCUCUCUGCUUUGACCAGCAACACAUCCUGCAACGUCUGUCCGCUGGUGAUGAACCAAAGUCCGUUUCCGGAGCCCACAUUGUACCGUAUGACACCAAUGGGAUCUUUUAUGUAUUUAUGUAGUUGUUUGCACAUUUACGAUGACAAUAUGAGGAUGACGUUUCACAAGUGGCCCUGCUGUACCUUAUAUAUCUCACAUUUGACACGACUUUGCCGUCUAGCACCUCAAGUUAUUGAAGGGCAGUGCUUCCCAAAACUUUCUUCUACCCCUCGAGACAUUUGACACCCAACGCCAUGUGCGCCCGAAUCCCAAAAAAAGAAUAAAAAAGUGUCUGUAAGCUCCACUUCCCAGAACACUCACACACCUUAAACGGUAUCUCACCAAACUAAAUGAACUACAGUAAAGUCUCGUUAUAUCGAUAUCGGUUACAACGAAUUACUGCUUAUUACGAUACUAUUUUCAUUUCCCGGCAAAUUUCUAGUCUUUUAUGAUAUAAUUACUUCCGUUAGUACGAUACCCGGUUAUUAUAAUAAUCCGGUUACUACGAUGCCCUUUUCACCUCCCGCCAGCCAAUUUGGUCUGCUUAUAUCGAUACAAAAGCAGCUUAAAUCAAUCUUUGCUUAAGGAUUUCAAUACCAAAAAAGAUUUAUUAUUU